UUGUUAAGUAUUUUUAGACAGCCUGCACCCGUCCAACCCCAAGUUCAACCUCAACCACAAUUACCUCAACAGCCUCAACCUCUCCGACCAAGGACCAGGCGUCCACCUGUUCGACCUCCAACGCCUGCACCAUUCCAACCACAACCGCAGCCACAGCAACAAAAUUUCAAUGUUCAGCAAUCAUUACAAACACCACCCCAACCACCUCCAUCACCACCACAUGUUCAGCAGCCUUUCCAGUCUCGACAGCCAUUUGCACCCCAAACACAGUUCCAGCGACCACAACAACCUCCUCCACAACAAUUCCAAACUCCGCCGCCAACUACACCUGCUCCUCAGUUGCCGUUCGCAGGCCAACAAAAUCUACGAACAGGAGUAUGCCCAAUGUCGAUCUUCUACAUUUCGACACCAAUCAGUGGACCCACUCGACUUUCAUUCACACACUUUGCCAUCGCCGUCACCGUCGACCAGUGCGCCAGAACUUGUCACGAAUUCAACUGUGCGAUUGCUCACUAUAACCCAAGCAAUGGACACUGUGAAUUUAAUCCAUCAACAGCCUUCGCCAUUCGAAAUGGUCAAUGCCCUGCCUGGCCCAGCUUGCAUUAUAGAAACAAUGUCGUUGCGAGUGAACCGGUACGAAUCUUCUGUGUGACUUGCCAACGACCUCGUCGACGACAAAACCGAACACGAAAUCUUUCGCUUAGACAACGAUCAAGGGAUCCCCAUCAGGCCAACACAUCACGACGAAAUGCGUUCCGUGGACAUAGAAAUGCGAAAAGGACUACAAACAACAGACAACGAUCAAGGGAUCCCCAUCAGGCCAACACUUCACGACGAAAUGCAUUCCGUGGACAUAGAAAUGCGAAAAGGACUACAAACAACAGAGUCUCAAGUCAUCCCGUGAUCCACGGUGUUCUUGUAAAGCAGCCGAAAGCCAUUGCACUCGGUGUCUCUCAGUUGUCUUUCAAUACUCCAGUGGAAUCAAAGACCCGUGAACUAGCCGUUGGUGUCUCCCCAACGCUCUACGAAGACGGAGGUGACUCGUCAACGUUCCAGGAGGCAAGGAGGUCGAGUGGAUCAAGUAACAGAGAAUACGAUUGCGAUUUGGAAAGUAAUGGAACUUAUUUUGUCAAGUGCAAGGAUUCAUUGGGAGGAAGCCCUCUCUUAGGCGUGAAGAAGAAUCACUUGUUCUUUACCAAAGACCGAGCUGGAGAUCGUAGACAGGCGAUCAGAUUCGCUGUUAAACAUUGGUGGAGCCGAGUGAGAAAAGACGGUGGCAUUGGUCAAGAAGUCACUUUCAAAGAGGGCAACGCUGGUCGCCCAAUCAGCACAUUCACCAAGAUGGCAUGGGCGACCACACAGAAAAUGGCCUGUGUGGCUAGAGAAUGUCCAUAUCACUGGUCUGUUGUGUGCCUAUAUAAUCCGGGAGGAAACCAAGUUGGCUCUCAGAUCUACGAACGUGGAAGCCCUUGUACAGCAUGUCCAACGGGCUACACUUGCAACACGGACUCAUUAUGUCAAAUGUCCACUUGA
This is a messenger RNA of Haemonchus placei, 1533 nucleotides long. Lineage: Eukaryota; Metazoa; Nematoda; Chromadorea; Rhabditida; Trichostrongylidae. The record is from the annotation of a GenBank genome assembly.